Messenger RNA from Paramacrobiotus metropolitanus, 1089 nucleotides. RefSeq lists its product as uncharacterized. NCBI's taxonomy places the organism in Eukaryota, Metazoa, Tardigrada, Eutardigrada, Parachela, Macrobiotidae. The coding region runs from base 191 to 913 and encodes 240 amino acids. The transcript is spliced from 3 exons. The record is from RefSeq and is a predicted model, not a curated record.
AAUCACAUAGCAUUAUCAACGUUUACAAUCGCGAAUUGUUUAGAUACAGAACGCGAUUUGGCUGCAGCAUAAUUACACAUACCAACGGGAACUUCACCGCAAUUAGCCGGCCGUCUUAGCUACGAUCAUCUUGUUUCAUAUUACACGGGAAGGUGUCUUAUCCCGACGCUUAACGCGACAAGUAACAAAAAUGCGAAUACCAUGGUUUUUAUUGAAAACCUUUAUCUUCAUCGGCAGCAGUUCGCUGUCGGCGUGCAUGGAAAUCUGCCACCAGCUAAUGAUCCGAUGUGACGCUUUGUGGGAGCAAAGCCGUUACUCGCCCUGGGAUAAGUGGCGGGAAGCAUGGCCCGUAACGGAUGAGCGGGUUAACCAGACAGCUCGCGAAGCCGCCAUGUCAUGCCGUGCUGACAGAAAAAGACAUCUUUGCAGUGUGAACGAAGAAUAUGGACGAUGCUUGAACGCGGUGAACGAAGGCUGCCCGCAAUAUCCGUUCCCCAAGGCUGAAUUCAGUUUCUUUAUGGCCGCAUGGAAUAUCUUCAUUGCCAAACUCUGCGACGCGCCGGUCGCCCUGCAGCGUUACACUGCCGCGCUCUUUGACUGUUACAUCAUCCACAAGGACACUAUCCCAUUGAAGCUGCCUCCAGCCUUGCCUAGCGUGCUGCAUUCGCACAACGCCAGCAUUGCCGUGCGAGACGUUUGCAGAGCGCUGGUGGAUUUGGAGCAGCAACUGAACGACACCGCGCGUGCAGCAGUUACCGGAUCGUGUGGAGAAGACGGACUGCGUAUUCUGUUAGAAGGAACUGGUUUUCUGCAUAAAAGCAACUGCCUUGAAUUGAAUGCUGACCGAAACGGUCAUUUGUUCGGUAAAAAUCUGAUGUUUGACUCCUGUUGUGAACUGCGUGCCGGUGCAUGAGCGCAGAUUGUAAAAGCACAGCUCCCGCUUGAACGGUGCGGAUCGCCUCGUUGCUGUGAUGUUCAUUGUGGGCUACUGUAGCCGUACAAAUGCGAACUACAGUGAAAAUGGGAUAGUGGAACCGGAAAAAUUUGGUUCUGUAUUUGUAUAAGUCAUCCGCUUGAUAAAACCAAUGA